AUGGCCUCGGCAGUCGCGUCCACCUCGACCGCCCUCGUCUCGUCGUCGUCGUCGUCCUCCUCCCCGGCCCGACCCCGCACCCGCACCUUGCGCCUCAAGGCCUCGGACGACGACAGCGACUACCGCCCCGCCCUGCACCACGACACCGCCGACGACGACUCGGCCGCCUCAGACGACGACGACGACGACGACGACCCGUCCGUCCAGCUCGACAGCGACGACCUCGGCACCGACGACGGCGACUCGAACCCGCGCAAGCGGCGCUACAAGUGCGCGUGGCCCAGCUGCGGCCGCUCCUACGUCCGCCCUGUCCGCCUCGAGGAGCACGAGAGGAGCCACACGGGCGAGCGUCCCUUUGCCUGUCCCGACUGCGACGCCACCUUUGCGCGCGACAGCCACCUCAAGGCCCACGUCCGCACCCACGCGCCCGAGUCGGACAAGCCGUUCGCCUGCUCCGAGGACGGCUGCGACAAGCGCUUCUGGACCGCCCAGCACCUCAAGGGUCACGUCGACGGCGUCCACCUCGGUCGCACAGACGCCGCCAAGACGUACGACUGCUCGCACUGCGGCAGGGUCUUUCGCAAGCACCGCCUCCUCAACGAGCACCUCACCGUCGCCCACGGCGUCCCUGCCGUCAAGCCGCUCGCGUGCCCUCAUCCUGAUUGCGGCAAGACGUUCCAGCAGAAGCACCACCUCAAGAGCCACGAGAAGACGCAUGACCGCGCGUCGCAGCUCUCUCCCUCUCUUCCUCUCCUCCUCUCUCAGCCGUUCGCUGAGCGCCAGUUCGGCGUCUGGUCCGCCCUCCAGAAGCACACCAAGGCGGCGCACCCGCCGCGGUGCCACUACCCGCAGUGCGCCGGCAAGACGUUCACGACGACCUUCGGCUUGCGCACGCACCUCAAGCUGCACGCGGCCGACGAGGAGGCCGGCGUCGAGGGCCUGCCCGAGGGCCGGCAGCGCCGCAGCCGCAAGCGGACGAGCGCGAGGGGCGGCCGUCGCAGGCGGCGCGACAAGGGCAAGGGCAAGGAGAGGAGCGAGGCCGACGAGCGAGGGCUGGACGGCGGGUCGGGCUCGGAGGGAGGGAGCGAGUGGGAGGACCGGCAGGAGGCCGAGCGCGACGAGCGCAUGCGCGAGGACUUUCGCCACGGCGGCAAGAAGAAGCGCAAGGUUCUCGAGGAGGCGCACGGCUUCCCUCCCAUCCCUGCCUCGACCGCCUCGCCCGCCUCGACCUUCUACCGCGACCUCGUCAGCGGCGACCACUAUGCCCACGCGGCCAACCCGUCUGCCUCGGCCGGCCAGCCGCAGCGCAAGUCGGCGCCCGCCUCGCGCGCGACCUCGGUCGGCGGCGGCAAGGCCGACGACCGCCCUCGGCCGGGCCUCCUCAACGUCCCGCGCCAGUUCGCGUGCCCGUUCCCGGCCAUCCUCGCGCUCCCGUUCGACAGCGUCAAGGGCGGCAAGCCGAGCCGCAGCGAGGCCGCCGCCGCUGCUGCCGCCGUCGAGGUCGACGACGAGGACGAGGCCGAGGGGACGUGCCGGUUCUGGUUCAAGCGCGUGUACGACGUCGAGCGGCACUUGAGGAGCCAGCACGGCAUCGAGAUGGUCGGUGGGAGGGACACGCUCGACACGUGGUUCGAGGCGCAGAGGGAGGCGCACGAGGCGCCUGACGAGCGGUGACGAGCCGGUCGUCGUCGAGGAGGCCCGCUGUUUCUUUCGUACUCUGUUGCUUGACAUGCACAUCCAGCUUUCCUCUCUC
This is a messenger RNA of Rhodotorula graminis WP1, 1753 nucleotides long. RefSeq lists its product as uncharacterized. Gene Ontology annotation, cellular component: nucleus. Lineage: Eukaryota; Fungi; Basidiomycota; Microbotryomycetes; Sporidiobolales; Sporidiobolaceae. Bases 1 to 1674 code for a protein of 557 amino acids. Gene Ontology annotation, biological process: regulation of transcription by RNA polymerase II. Gene Ontology annotation, molecular function: DNA-binding transcription factor activity, RNA polymerase II-specific; RNA polymerase II cis-regulatory region sequence-specific DNA binding. The transcript is spliced from 5 exons. The record is from RefSeq and is a predicted model, not a curated record.